AUGACUGCACCUGUACGCAGCAGCUGCUUCGAGCGCUAUCGAAAGCUCGUCAAACGUAGCAAGCUGGCCUCAAAGAUUCGCGUUGAACCAAGGACAAGGGCUCGAGACAGUCGCUUCGGAAAAGUCAAAGACGUAGAACGAAUGUCGACCCGCACAAAGCUAUGCCGGCUGUGCGGUCGGAAUCAGCCGAAUGAUCAGACCUCCACUUUUCUUCCACUCAGCCCAGCAGAGCGUCCAGGAUCUUCUGUCGGUCGCAAGCGCAAGGACGCAAACGAAUUAUAUGAUCGAAAGCUGGACGAACCCGGAGAAGGAGGGGCCGGGAGAGUCUCGAAGAUGGUAGAGAAGAAGUCCAAGGAGGCCCAGCUCAACCGCACCUCGCAUAAAUUCCAAGUAAACGAUGUCGUGCUCGCCAAGGUUCGCGGCUUCCCUGCAUGGCCAGGCAUUGUCAUGGCAGACGAAAACGUGCCCUCGGCUGUCUUGAAGGAACGACCCGUCGUCAAGCACCGUGAUCUCUACACGAUCCGCUUCUUCCCUGCCGCCGACUACCACUGGGCCUUCUCCAAGGACCUCGAGCUGUUGAGCAAGGACAAGAUUGACUCUUUCCUCGCUGGACCAAAUCGUAAGAAGGGCGACCUGCGACAGGCCUACGAAAUCGCACGCGAACCCCAAUCCUGGAACGACGAACAGAACUCCAUCGUACGCAACUACGAGCAGUCAUUGCAAGACGCCGCGGAAGAGGAGGAGGAGAACCAGGAUCAGCUCGAAGAAGAGGACGAAGAGGAUGACGAGCCAUCGAGCAAGAAGAGGAAGCGUGCUCCCGAGACGGGCAAGAUCCGCGAGAGUGCGGACAAGCGCAAAAAGUCUAAGGCGUCAGAAGCUGCCAAGACCAAACCAGAAAAGCCCGCCAGCAAGGCUGGCGCUGCCGCAAAUGGCGAAGACAAAUCGGACGAGUCGUUGGAUCCCGAGACCAAGAAGGUCAAGGAGUGGCGACACAAGGUGCAAAAGGUCUUCCUCGGUCGGGACGGAACCAUCAGUGCCGAAGACAUGCCAUCAGCAGAUGCGACCUUCAAGACGGUCGAAGAAUACGACGGCAUGACCGCGGAUCACCUGCGCACCACCAAGAUCGGUAAGGUGAUGAAGAGGGUGAUGCAGCUUUCCGACAUCCCACGCGAUGACGAGUUCCACUUCAAGGCACGUGCGGAGAAGCUGUGCGCCAAGUGGGGUGCCAUCAUGGCCGGCGGCGAUGCGCCCAAGGAGGUGGCCCCUGAAGGGUCGAGCGAGCCGAAAAAGGAGAACGGUGACUCGGCAGCAGCUCACGCCGAACCGGAAGCCAAGAGCGAAUCAGCGCCUGCGACCGAGACCAAGACCGAGGCACCCGCAGCAGAGGCAUCAGCAGAGUCCGCCUAA
Messenger RNA from Pseudozyma hubeiensis SY62, 1407 nucleotides. RefSeq lists its product as hypothetical. The record is from RefSeq and is a predicted model, not a curated record. The transcript has 3 exons. Bases 1 to 1407 code for a protein of 468 amino acids. NCBI's taxonomy places the organism in Eukaryota, Fungi, Basidiomycota, Ustilaginomycetes, Ustilaginales, Ustilaginaceae.